Messenger RNA from Propithecus coquereli (Coquerel's sifaka), 2122 nucleotides. RefSeq names its product serine/arginine-rich splicing factor 3 (gene SRSF3). The transcript has 6 exons. Lineage: Eukaryota; Metazoa; Chordata; Mammalia; Primates; Indriidae. Bases 175 to 669 code for a protein of 164 amino acids. Gene Ontology annotation, cellular component: nuclear speck. Gene Ontology annotation, biological process: mRNA splicing, via spliceosome. The record is from RefSeq and is a predicted model, not a curated record. Gene Ontology annotation, molecular function: RNA binding.
AAUCAUGUGAUUUCCAGUGCGGCGUAUAAAUAAGGGCGAGGAGAAGGCGGUGGUCCGCCAUUUCGUGGACGCCGGGUGAGGGAGACCUUCUGUGGGAGUGCGGCCGGAGCGGAGCGGGACGGUCCAUCGGAGCGUGAGGACUUGAGCCUCCGCACUUAAACUUUAGAUUUCGAAAUGCAUCGUGAUUCCUGUCCAUUGGACUGUAAGGUUUACGUAGGUAAUCUUGGAAACAAUGGCAACAAGACUGAAUUGGAACGGGCUUUUGGCUAUUAUGGACCACUCCGAAGUGUGUGGGUUGCUAGAAACCCUCCCGGCUUUGCAUUUGUUGAAUUCGAAGAUCCCCGAGAUGCAGCUGAUGCUGUCCGAGAGCUAGAUGGAAGAACACUGUGUGGUUGCCGUGUAAGAGUGGAACUGUCGAAUGGUGAAAAAAGAAGUCGAAAUCGUGGCCCACCUCCCUCUUGGGGUCGUCGCCCUCGAGAUGAUUAUCGUAGGAGGAGUCCUCCACCUCGCCGCAGAUCUCCAAGAAGGAGAAGCUUCUCUCGGAGCCGGAGCAGGUCCCUUUCUAGAGAUAGGAGAAGAGAGAGAUCACUGUCUCGGGAGAGAAAUCAUAAGCCCUCCCGAUCCUUCUCUAGGUCUCGAAGCCGAUCUAGGUCAAAUGAAAGGAAAUAGAAGACCAGUUUGCAAGAGAAGUGGUGUACAGGAAAUGACUUCAUUUGACAGGAGUAUGUACAGAAAAUUCAAGUUUUGUUUGAGACUUCAUAAGCUUGGUGCAUUUUUAAGAUGUUUUAGCUGUUCAAAUUUGUUUGUCUCUUGGAACAGUGACACAAAAGCUCUAAUUCUCUAUGGUUUGAAAUGGAUCAUAUGAGGCAUGUAAUACCAAGAAUUGUUACUUUACAAUGUUCCCUUAAGCAAAACUGAAUUUGCUUUUUAGUUUUGUAUAAACUAAUAAUAAACCUCUAAAUCCUGCCCAGCUGAAGUGUGGAUUUUUUUAAAAUAUAGAAACAAAAUUGGCAAAAAUUGAACUAAGAUUUACUUUUUUUCCCACAUUUGGGAUAUAGUGUGCAGCUGUGGUUGAACAAGCAGUCUUCAGAAGCUGCUGUGAAACAAGCCAGCAGGUAAAAAUAAAAGCUGCACCGUUAUACUAAAUUAGAGGUUUUUGAAAAAUCCAACUGGUUUUCACCCCAGGCAGAGGUCGCCUAAUUGGUAUGGAAUCUGGUAAAUUCUAAGAAAGUUUUUCCUUUGCUUUAGAUCCUAAGUUAAGUUCCUUACGUGAUCGCUAUAUAUGAAUACAUAGCUGUUUGUAACGUUCUUUAUUUGGAAAUUUGAGAUAAUCGAAAUACCAAUGUCCUGCCAGUUUAAGGGUACAUUGUAGAGCUGAACUUUGAGUUACUGUGCAAGAUUUUUUUUUCCAUGCUGUCAUUUGUAAUAUGUUUUGUGAGAAUCCUUGGGAUUAAAGUUUUGGUUACAAUUGUUGUUUAACUUGAAAGCCUGUUUUUCCUUGCAAACUCAAAUCUGUGAGCUUGGUACAAAGUCCAGGUAUAACAUUCCUAUUGGAAGCCAUACUUAUAUUUUCUUGUAAAGUGCUUUUGAAUUAAUAAAAUAUUAGCAUAAUUGUGUAAUAGUCAGUUGAACCCACUGUUACCAUUGUUCUUACCCCGGGGGAAGCAGUUGGUUACACAAUUCUUAUUUUAUGAGAAAGAUAACUGAGAGACACUAUGGAUUAGUCUUCUGAAGUGACGGGAAUAUUUAGUUAUCACCUAAGUGAUAAUAAUUACCCAUUCUUUUAAGGAGUAGAAGCCAGUUUAAGGUCCAUGACAGUGACCAAUAUUUUAAAAUACAGCAGCAACCUGGUACGUUAUAACCCAGAGUUGCCCCUUUAAAAUUGGUUUUUAUCUUAAGCAUGAAAAGUUUCCACAAAGUUUUAAAACUUGCUUCCAUUUUAUAAUUUGAGGUAUUGCAUGGGAAUUCUAAACCAGUCCAUCAUGAUGUAAAGAUCACGAUAUGGUUCAAAUGUAAUAGUGCAGAAUUGAAUAUGGAAGCAUGCAUAACCUUCCUUUUAGAAAAUGGGAGGAGUUGUAAUUUCAAAUUUUUGUGCAAUUAGAUUAAAUCAUAAUGCAACAGU